Necator americanus (New World hookworm) is the source of this 225-nucleotide messenger RNA. RefSeq lists its product as uncharacterized. The transcript is spliced from 3 exons. NCBI's taxonomy places the organism in Eukaryota, Metazoa, Nematoda, Chromadorea, Rhabditida, Ancylostomatidae. The coding region runs from base 1 to 225 and encodes 74 amino acids. The record is from RefSeq and is a predicted model, not a curated record.
AUGAACAAAGUGAUACUAAUGCGGGCUACGGAUAGGUUUGCAGCAAAAAUUUCUGUUACAGAUUCAAAUUCUGCUCUGUUUCGUAGCAUUAUAUCAGCAGUUGUCAAUGUUUGCAAGGCUUUCGUCAGGCUGGAGAAUCUUGAUAAAUCGAUUGUUGUGGAUGUCGAUGAGAUCAUCACCUCAGUGUUGCUGUGGUGUACAACUUUGCAUCCAUUUUCUGUGUAA